GUGAUAUCCACGAACUAACCCGAACCAAUCAUGUCCGGAAGAGGAAAGACUGGAGCCGGAAAAGUCAGAGCGAAGUCCAAGACCAGGUCCUCUAGGGCCGGGCUCCAGUUCCCCGUGGGUCGUGUCCACAGACACUUGAGGAAGGGUAACUACGCCCAUCGUGUCGGCGCCGGAGCUCCGGUGUACCUGGCGGCGGUGCUUGAGUAUUUGACCGCUGAGAUCCUUGAGCUGGCCGGGAACGCGGCCCGCGACAACAAGAAGACCCGCAUCAUCCCCCGUCACCUGCAACUGGCCGUCCGCAACGAUGAGGAGCUCAACAAGCUGCUGGGCGGAGUGACCAUCGCUCAGGGCGGCGUGCUGCCCAACAUCCAGGCGGUGCUGCUGCCCAAGAAGACCGAGAAGGCCGCCAAGAAGUAGAGACCCGGACCGGUUCUCGGUUCACCCAACGGCUCUUUUAAGAGCCACCCACUCCUCUGAAAGAGAAAUCCUGUGACUUGUGAAUCAUACCAUAGUGUGAUAUAAAUUAUAAAGAUUUUAGAUUUUUCAAAUGCUCUGAAACCUAUGGUGGUAUUUAUAACAUGGUUUACAUUACAUUGGUAAAUGG
Pseudoliparis swirei is the source of this 604-nucleotide messenger RNA. RefSeq names its product histone H2A-like. The coding region runs from base 31 to 417 and encodes 128 amino acids. Gene Ontology annotation, molecular function: structural constituent of chromatin; DNA binding; protein heterodimerization activity. The record is from RefSeq and is a predicted model, not a curated record. Lineage: Eukaryota; Metazoa; Chordata; Actinopteri; Perciformes; Liparidae. The transcript has a single exon. Gene Ontology annotation, cellular component: nucleosome.